GCGGGGCUCGAGGCUCCAGUUCGCUCGGCUGCUAGCGCUGCUUUCUGUUCGCGUCGGCGGAGAGGCCGCGACAACCGCAUCAGAGCUGACGUGGGCGCGACGUGGGGCCGCCGCCGCCGGGUUGCCUGGGCGGCGGCCGUCGGGCUCUGCGUCCCCACCUCCUCCCGUCCGUAAUCAGUGACGAGGUCCGCUACGUAAACCCUUCGCGGCGGGAUAAAUAAAGAAGAAAACAGGGAAGGAGCAAAGCAUUGAUUACACAUGUAAUAAUAAUGAGCAAAUGUGGCAGGAAAAAGUAUAUGAGGACAAAUGUAAGGCAAAUGACCAUGGAAACAGUUGAAUCACAGGAUCGAAGUGCGACACAUUCUGUAGCAGAACAUAGCUCUGCUCAUAUGCAGACCGGCCAAAUUUCUGUUCCUACUCUAGCUCAGGUUUCUGUAGCUGGAUCAGGCACUGGAAGAGGCUCCCCAGCUGUGACUCUAGUACAGUUACCUUCAGGCCAAACUGUACAGGUCCAGGGAGUAAUUCAGACACCACAUCCAUCGGUUAUUCAGUCACCACAAAUACAAACUGUUCAGGUAGCAACAAUUGCAGAGACAGAUGAUUCUGCAGAAUCAGAAGUAAUCGAUUCUCAUAAACGUAGAGAAAUUCUUUCACGGAGACCCUCAUAUAGAAAAAUACUGAAUGAACUUUCCUCUGAUGUGCCUGGUAUUCCCAAGAUUGAAGAAGAAAAAUCAGAGGAAGAAGGAACACCACCUAACAUUGCUACCAUGGCAGUACCAACUAGCAUAUAUCAGACUAGCACGGGGCAAUACAUUGCUAUAGCCCAAGGUGGAACAAUCCAGAUUUCUAACCCAGGAUCUGAUGGUGUUCAGGGACUCCAGGCAUUAACAAUGACAAAUUCAGGAGCUCCUCCGCCAGGUGCUACAAUUGUACAGUAUGCAGCACAGUCAGCCGAUGGCACACAACAGUUCUUUGUCCCAGGCAGCCAGGUUGUUGUUCAAGAUGAGGAGACUGACCUUGCCCCAAGUCACAUGGCUGCUGCCACAGGGGACAUGCCAACUUACCAGAUCAGAGCUCCUACUACUGCUUUGCCACAAGGAGUGGUGAUGGCUGCCUCACCAGGAAGUCUGCACAGUCCCCAGCAACUAGCAGAAGAAGCAACUCGCAAGCGGGAGCUGAGGCUGAUGAAAAACAGGGAAGCUGCUAAAGAAUGUCGACGUCGAAAGAAAGAAUAUGUAAAGUGUCUGGAGAGUCGAGUUGCAGUGCUGGAAGUUCAGAACAAGAAGCUUAUAGAGGAACUUGAAACCUUGAAAGACAUUUGCUCUCCCAAAACAGAUUAGUAGAAAUAUUUAACUAUGAACUGAUUACAGCAUGUACAGUUGCUUUUGAAUGCAAUACAAUAUAUAGCCGGCAAGAAUUAUGGCCUUUUCCUUUGUAUCAUUCAUCUGACUUUCUAAUAUCUAACAUUCCUAAAAUGCUUCAUUGUAUUUAAGUAGCUCUUACCUCUAAGGUCAUUUUUUUUUUUUUUUAAGAAGAGACAAACUGUAAAAAAAAAAAAUGUAUGUAACAAAUUCUUAAAAUGAAAUAUUUGUAAGACUUGUUUCAGUGCAACAUAUUUGCAGUUCCCAGUCUCUCUGUCAUGAAUAGUGUCCUAUGCAAUAAAAAUGUUGCAGAUUUUAAGAAUCAUUUCAGGAAAGGAUGAUCAAAGGCAGUGCAUCCAGCAGUACAAUAAAAUCAAACCACAGACAUACCUCAGGAAAGAAUGAAAGGAUGUGUAUCUUAAUGACAUGGCUAUGCGAGAAGAAUAGCCUAGAAAUGAACUUGUGCAUUUAUAGAUUUUAUAAUCGUCACUUUGUAAAGAAAAUAUUGUAUUGCUGUCCUUGAAUGCCAUAGUUGAAGACAGUUUUCAAUAGAACCAUGUUGGUUGCUCUUUGUA
Molecule: messenger RNA, 1936 nt
Organism: Phodopus roborovskii (desert hamster)
Lineage: Eukaryota; Metazoa; Chordata; Mammalia; Rodentia; Cricetidae
Gene: Crem
Product: cAMP responsive element modulator
Exons: 10
Coding region: 270-1340 (356 amino acids)
Biological process (GO): regulation of transcription by RNA polymerase II
Cellular component (GO): ATF4-CREB1 transcription factor complex; nucleus
Molecular function (GO): DNA-binding transcription factor activity, RNA polymerase II-specific; RNA polymerase II cis-regulatory region sequence-specific DNA binding; protein binding
Source: RefSeq, a predicted model, not a curated record